This is a messenger RNA of Enterobius vermicularis (human pinworm), 810 nucleotides long. Lineage: Eukaryota; Metazoa; Nematoda; Chromadorea; Rhabditida; Oxyuridae. The record is from the annotation of a GenBank genome assembly.
AUGACAGAAGAAAUAGUAAAUGGUGCACCUGGAACUUCAAACACCAGGCGGCGCUUGCGGACGGCGCCGUUACUAACUCCCGGACAAAACUCCGAGCAAAGUCCAAAAUUGAGUGGACGUAAUAGGAGUUCCGGCGUAAGAAAAUGCCUGCCCGGCAAGAGAAGGGGAAACAUCAAGAGGGGAGAGGUCCAACGUGAAGAGAUAGCAAGAACCAGAAGAGAAAAAAGUCUAGAGGAAUUUGAUACACGUGUGGAUCUGUUAAACUGCAAUAGCGGGAAUGUAGAAACCUCUAGCUGUAGCAACGUCCUCGACAGUGUUAACGACCACACCGUCAGAGCCAAAGCUAAUUGGUGGACUGAGGAAGAAGAUAACAUCUUGUAUAGUUUAUUGAAAGAUAAAAAUGGCCGAAUUAACUGGAAAGAGGAGAAAAUAAAUGCGGCUCUCGGCUCCGUCACGGGUAAGGCAAGAACGAUCGCAUCAGUAAAAGCCCGAUGGGCGAUACUGAAAAAGUCUAGAGGACUGUUAUGUGAGCGAUCGGGAUUUCAAGAAAGAGGCAGGCCAAAACAAGACCUUGGCCAGGGAGAAAGUUCUUUUGAAAUAACACCGUCAAUAGAACCAGAGAAGAAGAUGAGCCAAGACCCGAAAGGUGGGUCUAUACCUGAAGGUAAGCAGGUAAGACAGGAUUCCACGAGAGAUUUGCGCCACUGGACUCAAGCCAAAGAUCAAACUUUGGUCCAGCUGUGUGCAAGUCCUAAAAUACAGUGGAAAAGGGAAAGAAUAGUCGAUAGGCUACAAGAGAAGACAGGUAAA